GAUUUCAAAUUUCAAAUUCUGUAUUGUCAUCCCUCUCUCUCUCUCCCUCUCUUUCUUCCUCGCUCCACCAGCAAACCGUCCUCGUUUACUUAGCCCUCGUCCUUUUUUUGUCUUGAUCUCCUACAAGCACAUACACGCCUCUCUGCUUCUCUCUCUCUCUCUCUUCCCCCCAAAAGCUUUCUCUGCUCGAUCCUCAACGCUUUGACUCCCAAUUCGACAGGAACCCAAUCCAUUUCCAAGCAAUGGGUGCUUCAGGGAAAUGGCUCAAAUCGCUGAUUCCUCUCAAAAAGAUCCCUUCUUCCGCCGCCGACCUCGAGAAGCGAGGAGGAGAUGGGAAGGGAGGAGGGAAGAAGAAAUGGAAGCUGUGGAGAAGCUCAUCCGAAGGGUUUAAUCAUCCCUCGUCAUCUGCUUCCUCUGCUUGCUCUUCUUCUUCUCCGUCCGUCGAGGGUUUCAAAAGGGUGGUUCAAUCCGAUGAGUACAACAACUUUACUUCCUUCUCAAACGACGACUCUUUCACCGUCGCCAUGGCCACCGUUGCCAGAGCUCCGGCCAAGGACUUCAUUGCGGUCAAGAAAGAAUGGGCUGCCAUCCGAAUCCAAACCGCCUUCAGAGGCUUGCUGGCAAGGAGGGCAUUGAGGGCUUUAAGAGCAGUGGUUAGAAUUCAAGCCAUAUUCCGCGGCAGGCAGGUUCGAAAGCAAGCUGCAGUGACACUAAGGUGUAUGCAAGCUCUAGUUCGAGUUCAGGCUCGAGUUAGGGCAACAACUGUGGGAAUGUCAGAAGGGCAAGCUGUCCAGCAGAUGCUGGAUGCUUAUAGAAACCAUGCUGAUCCCACUAAGCAAGCUGAGAAAGGUUGGUGUAACAGUCCUGGAACAGUUGAUCAAGUCAGAACAAAGUUGCAAAUGAGGCUAGAAGGAGCUCUCAAGAGAGAAAGAGCUAUUGCAUAUGCCCUAUCCCAACAGUUGCAGGCAGUGAAAACAUGUCCAAGCCCGGGUAGGAAGACCGGCAGCAAUUCUAAGCAGCAGCCAAUCGUCCCCCCCAAGCAUCAUCAAAAGGGGGAUGAAUACAACCCACUCGGAUGGACCUGGCUCGACCGUUGGAUGGCAGCAAAGCCAUGGGAGGGCAGGUUGAUGGAGGAAAGCAGCAGCCACAGCCAUGCAAGAGCUGAUUCACUAGAGGUCUCUCCUACGCAACCACCACAACCACAACAACCUCUCUUGUCAAGAAAAAGUGCUGACAACAUGUACACAUCAUCAACUUGCUCCUCAAAGCUCAAGCACCAUGAGCCUCCUCCUUCCUCGUCGGUAAAGGUGAGGAAGAACAAUAUGAGCACUCGAGUCUCAGCCAAACCAACACCUCCCAUGGUGGUUCAUCAUCAUAAUCAUGGUACUAAUGGCUCAUCUUCAACCCUGAGUUCUGAGACACUCUACGAGGAAACCAGCUUCCUGUCAACAAAUUCAUCUACAUCUGUUGAUCAAGAACAGCAGAGUUGUAGCGAGAAGCAGCAGCAGCAGCAGCAGCCGCCGAGCUACAUGAGCCUCACGGAAUCAACCAAGGCGAAACAACUGAAGGCGGCUACUUGGAGUAGGCAUUGUAGCAAUGCUGCUCUUCAGAGGAACCAGUUGAUCGAGGAGGAGGAAGAGGAUGAUGAUGAGUUAUACUGCAUGAGAUCAAUGCCACUGUCCAGAGAUCUUUACCCUCCCAUUCCACAGGGCAAGAAGACAUUAGUAUGAGAUUCGAUUCUGUUCAAAGUCAAGGAAUUAAGGAUGAAGAAGCUGCUUGUUGGUCUGCACUCUGCUGCAUGCUAAGUCAAAAGUAGAAUGAGUUCAACUUCUUGUUGCGCAUGGAAAGGAAACGCUUGUGUUUGAGUAAUGUUGAUUCUGAAAUGGCUGAAAAAAGUGUGAAAAAAAAUCAUUAAAUCACAUGUGGGAUGGGACAAUUAUCUAAUUUGGUUCUGUAUUGUAAUGAUGUUUUGUGUCUAGUAAUGUUAUUAGUGAGCUAGUAUAAUUGUUGCCUACUUCCGUGUGACUAAUUCUUGAUUAAGCACUAAGCAAGCAUUCAGCACCACAAUCUUUAAAUAUUUGUCACUACUCACUACAUGGGCCGGAUCAGGGCUAGAUGGUUAGAUAUCCUAAUCUAUGUAAUGGGCAUCGUAGGGAAGCCUCUUGGAGAAUAGAUGGAUAAAAAGCCC
Messenger RNA from Linum trigynum, 2188 nucleotides. NCBI's taxonomy places the organism in Eukaryota, Viridiplantae, Streptophyta, Magnoliopsida, Malpighiales, Linaceae. The record is from the annotation of a GenBank genome assembly.